AUGGUUUCGCCAAAUGGUCAUCCCUUGCUAGACUCGAAUUCCCCAGCUCUUCACUUGACCCAUCCUACGGAUGCAGAAAAUCUCUCAAUAUGGAAUUUGACAGCCAGUUCCUGGAAAGAUGCUUUACCUGAAAGUGUUUACCUUAAAGAGUCAUCAUAUCUCAUGACAGUUCCGUUAGCAAAAGAUGGAGGAAUGACCCAAUGGAUAUUGGUAGAUAAGAAUCUCCCUCCCAAUCAACGAGCCCUACUGGCAUCUUGCGAAACAUUUCGUAAACGCUCGUGGAUAAUCACAGAUGAAGAAGGGGUCAGUAAUUUGACAGAGAUGGUCACACACGGUGUCGCUAGUGUAUACUGCGACUCAAAAUAUAGAGGCCGAGGCUAUGCUUCGCGACUCAUGAAGGAGUUAGCAAAUGUUUUACCAAAUUGGCAGACUGAGACCAUGAACUGCGUGGCUAGCGUGCUAUUUUCCGACAUUGGAAAGGAAUUCUAUACAAAGCUUGGGUGGCGGGCUUUUCCUAGCUAUCAUAUCGAGUUCGCUCCAUCAGCGGAUAUAUCACGAACAGCAAAGCCGAUAUUGGCCGGAGACCUCGAGCAACUUUGCAAGGAGGACGAGGAGUUAUCUCGAAAAGCCUUGAUAAACGCUAAACCAUGGUCUCUAAGUGAUAGAAGAACGAAGUUUAUGAUUGUUCCUGACCAUGAUCACAUGCUUUGGCAUCAUAGCAAAGAAGAAUUCGCGGCACAGACGCUGUUCCAGAAUACACCCAAGAUUAAAGGAGCUAUCACAGGAGAGCCUGGGAAUCGAAUCUGGGCUAUUUGGACACAUCGUUUUUAUGAACCUCCAGAAAGAUCGUCCAACAACGUCCUCUACAUCUUACGGUUGGUGGUUGAGGACCAAUCUGAUAUAGGAAAUCCGUUGCAGAUAGAACAGCUAAAAUCAAUCAUUUCAGCUGCACGAGCGGAGGCAGCAGACUGGAAUCUCCACCACGUAAAGAUAUGGGAUCCUUCUCCUCAAAUAAAAGGAUUGAUCAAGCAUAUAGGAGUUCCAUAUCAUGAAGAACAUCGCCAAGAGGAGGGAAUUUGUAGUUUGCUGUGGUAUGGACCAGGAGAUGGCACAGAAGACUCUAUAGAAUGGGUCUCGAACGAGAAAUAUGGAUGGUGUUAG
Messenger RNA from Talaromyces proteolyticus, 1161 nucleotides. RefSeq lists its product as uncharacterized. Bases 1 to 1161 code for a protein of 386 amino acids. The transcript has a single exon. Lineage: Eukaryota; Fungi; Ascomycota; Eurotiomycetes; Eurotiales; Trichocomaceae. The record is from RefSeq and is a predicted model, not a curated record. Gene Ontology annotation, molecular function: acyltransferase activity, transferring groups other than amino-acyl groups.